GGCGGUUCCGGGGCCGUACCUGGGCGGUUCCGGGGCGGUGCCGUGGCCGGGGCCGGUCGCACCAUGGCCGCCGCUGCGGGGCUGGCGCUGCUGGCGCUGCUGGCGGCGGCCGGGGCCGAGCUGAGCCGGAAGGUGUCCAUGGAGUACAACCCUGGCUGGAACAGCUCCUCUGUGAACCUGCUGCACGUGCGGGCGGUGGGGCCUGAGGACAGCCUGCACUACGUGUGGAGCAGCAUCGGGGCCCCUUCCGUGCUCCUGGUGGCCACCCGGAGCCCCAACAGUGCCCUGAGGGUCAACUGGACCCAGCUGCUGUCACCCAGCCCUGCUGGGGCCGUCUGGAUCGAUCCUCCCGACAGCGUGGUCUAUUCCACGGCCGUGGUCUUCACCAAGCUCUUCGAGUUCAGCGAGGCCAAACCUUUGGAGGAGCUCUUCUACCCCACCUAUGACCUGUCCGAGUUCUCCUGGGACAGCCUCAACCACACCCUGAACCACACGGCGCUGACGGCCGAGCUCAGGGGGGUCCCGGCCACCGACCCCGGCGGGGCCUUCGCCAAUGGCAGCCUGGCAUUCCGGGUGACAGCCUACGAGUCCAGCGGCCGUGCGGUGCCGCUGCCCAGGCUGCAGCACACGGCGGGCAGCUCGCAGCUGCAGUUCACGGUGGCGGGGGUGGCCCCGCGCGGGAGCGGCUCCCGGUUCCGCCUGCAGCUGGCCGCGCUGGAGCCGCCGGGGGCGGCGCGGCGCCUCCGGGCCCGCAGCUCCAUCGACGAUGAGUACACGCCCAGCGUCUUCCAGGUGCUGUCCCUGCAGGCCGAGCCCCCCAACAGCAGCUCCCCGCUCUCCUUCCUGCAGUGGAAGGCGGCCGCCUACGGCUCGCCCAGCCCGCGGCGCGAGGACGGGAUCCGCUGCAGGGCCGGGGGGCUGCGCGUGGCCAGCGGGGACCUGCCCGGGACCCCCGUGCUCAGGGCCUUCUUUGGGGACAGCCUGGCCACCCGCUGCACCGCCAGCAUCCUCAACGUCACCUUCGGGGGCGAGGAGGGACACGUGUACCAGGAGAGGAGGUACCUCAGCUGGUCGGUGCUGCUGGGCUUCGGGGAGCCCCCCAGGGACACCUUCUCCCCCCUGGUGAUCUCCAUCACGGCCGUGGCGCUGGGCACCCCGCUGGCCAUGCUGCUGCUGGGCAGCUGCCUGCUGCUGCUGGCACAGAGGAGACGCUACUCGGAGUACGAGCCCAUCAACUGAGGGGGCUGGACCCCGGGAGACCCCCGGGAUCCUCCCCUCCCACUCCCGGGAUCCUCCCAUUCCGGGAUCCUCCCACUGCCGGGAUUCCCGGAUUCCCUUCCCGGGAGUGGCCGUGGCUGCUGCCGCCCCCUCUGUGUCCCCUCUGCCCCCGCCGAGGGGACCAGGGUGACACUUGCAGGUGCCCACCUCACCCCUCCCUGUGUCCUCCUCCUCCCCACUGCCACUCCCGCACUCCCUGCCCGGAUUUUUCCUGAUCCAAGCGGCAAAGGGAAGCGAUGGGAGGAGUUUGGUCAGGAAAAUCCUCCUCCUUUUCCUUCUCCCUCCUCCUCCUCCUUUUCUCCUUCUCUUUCUCUUCUUCUUCUCUUCAUUUUCUCCUUCUCUUCCUCCUUUUCUCCUCUUCCUCCUCCUCCUCAUUUUCUCCUUCUCUUCCUCUUCUUCUUCUCCUCCUCCUCCUUUUCUCUUCCUCCUCCUCCUUUUCUCUUUCUCUCCCUCCUCUUCUUCUCCUUUUCUCCUUCUCUUCCUCCUCCUUUUCUCCUUCUCUUCCUCCUCUUCUUCUUCUCCUCCUCGACCUCCUCCUCUUCCUAUUCCUCCUCAUUUUCUCCUUCUCUUCCUCUUCUUUGUCUUCUUCUCUUCCUCUUUUUCUCCUCCUCAUCAUCCUCCUCCUCUUCUCCUUCUCUUCCUCCUCCUUCUCCUCCUUUUCUCCUUCUCUUCCUCCUUUUCUUCCUCCUCUUCUUCUUCUCCUCCUUCUCUUCUUCCUCCUCAUUUUCUCCUUCUCUUCCUCCUCUACUUCUCCUCCUUUUCUCCUCCUCCUCCUCCUCUCCCAAGGGACACAACCACUGCUGCCCAAGGACUGUUCCAGGCUGCCUCCAGCCCCGCUCCUGCUCCCAGCCCAUCCCAGACCCCUGCUCCCCGUUCCUGCUGGGACACAAGGGACCCCCAGUGCAGUCCCAGCAGCUGCUCGAGCUCAGGUGUGUCCCGUGGGGCCCUGGGGGGCUGCUCCAGCCCAGGUGCUGCUCCUGGGCACCGCCCAGGGCUGAAUCCCAGCUGCUGCCCCUGGCCUGGGGCUCCUCGGGGCUUUCACGGGGAUCUGGAGCCCUGCUGGCUCCGAGUUCUCCAUCACUCACUUGUCUUCAACCAAAUAAAGUGAAUUUCUAGA
This is a messenger RNA of Haemorhous mexicanus (house finch), 2395 nucleotides long. It is a transcript of the gene GLMP, whose product is annotated as glycosylated lysosomal membrane protein. Lineage: Eukaryota; Metazoa; Chordata; Aves; Passeriformes; Fringillidae. Gene Ontology annotation, cellular component: lysosome. The record is from RefSeq and is a predicted model, not a curated record. The transcript has 6 exons. The coding region runs from base 64 to 1239 and encodes 391 amino acids.